CAUAACGACGGUAGCCGGCGUGCCCUUGCAGUCGAGUGGCUUAGCGACCUUGCCCGGGCUGCCGUCCAUUUAUUGUAAAUCGGUACACCGAGUUCCCGAGCAGCGCCGGAUGAGCCUCUGAUGUUCCUACGCUCGCCGAGUGUGAAAUAAUCUGACACGACGCUAGCUUGCAUACCUGCGAAGGCGACUGUGGACUUUGUUCUCUCUGAAUACAGCUGCUUCUAAACCUCGGCUUCCAGUUUUGUUUACUCAUCUGCCGUCCGCACACGCGUGAAAUUAAUCAUGCCGACAGAUAAGCACGCAUCUCGUGUGUGUGUGCUUGUGUUUAUUUUUUCUUUCCCCCCCUUUUCCUCCCCGUUUCCUCUAUGUCCAUUCAUUCAGGUAGUUUAGUUUCCCAGUGAGAGCAAGAAUCCUGGACCGCACCCCUCCCCUUCCAUCCCCUCCCCACUCUGCUCCCACAAAGACAUGCAUAGCAAGAACCAGAAGCGCCACGGCUCUCCCGUCCCUUCGAGGAACCCGCUGGUUCUCAUGAAGGCCAAAGCCCCCGCCGUGGCUGGCGGUCCCGGGGACGCCCUCCCCUUCCGGAUCCCCAAAGACUACCCUCACUCGCGCUUCAGCAAAGCACCACUCGCCGUCUAUCCUCCGAAGGGAAUUCGGAACAAACCAUGCGUCUCUCUUCCGGUCGUGAGCUUGGAGAAGAUGCCGUGCCUCAGCCGAGCAAACUCCACCUCACAAGUCCGCCUCGCCGCCCCCUCGUCCUCACCCUCUUCGUCCCCCCUCAAACACCCGCUGCCCUCUCCCACCGCAUUCCCUAAUGAGAAGAUGCGCAACGGCGGGCCGUCCACGCCGCGCUCCUCGCCGUCGCCUCUAGACGGGCGCCCCGGCCCGGCGCGCUCCCCUCUCGACCGCCGGCCGGCCUCCUCGUCGUGCCCCUCCCCCUCUCCCGCUCACAGGCCGCCGGCUCAGCUGUCAUCGUCGUCACCUUCAGAGAAGAAGAAUCAAAAUGGCACCAAGGCUUUUUCUUCCAGACUCUCAGGAAGAGUAUUUGACCCGAAUACGCACUGUGGCGUCCAGGACCCUGAGACCAAACAGCCGUGCACACGUUCCCUCACCUGCAAGACUCACUCCCUAACCCACCGCCGAGCCGUUGCCGGCAGGAGGAAACAUUUCGAUGUCCUCCUGGCCGAACACAGAGGCAGAACCAAGGAGAAGGACAAGAACAGCUGCAGCCCAAGUGUCACCUCGCAAGACGUCGCUUCUCCCAGCAAGCCGCACAGCCCGAACGGACGCCCUCUGUCCACACUGAAAUUAAAACUGGCAAACGCACACAUCCCCAGGGUUCUAGGCACCGCCACUUCCAUGCCUCAGCCUCCACCGCCAGCAACCUUUCCUGCCCCAGCACCCGUCCCACCCUCCCACCCGGAGCUUUCACCUCAGCCUUGGGCGACUACAUCCAGCGUGGAUGGUGAUCGUCUCUCCAGCGACGAAGGCGACGCACCGACUCCCGAGGAUGCGCACGGACCCGCCAUUCACUUCUCGAACCACCACCCUCAACCUUCCGGGGUUUGCAUAUUCAGCAGCAGGCUCAUGGGACGAGGCCACUACGUGUUUGACCGGCGGUGGGACAGGAUGAGGGUGGCGCUCCAGAACAUGGUGGAGAAGCACCUCAAUUCACAAAUGUGGAGAAAGGUUCCUCCAGCUGCUGAGAGCCUGCCCACCCUUUCGCCCUCUGGCACAUCCCAACAAGCGCCCCCUCCCUCUCCCGCGUCGGACACUUCCUCCCUUUUUACCGCUCCGUCCGGUCCCUCCUUCCCUCAUGCCGCGUCAUCACCCGGAGCUUUGACUUUCAGAGAUGCCCCUCAGCCGCACGCCACUCUGGGCGCACCCCGCCACAGCGCGCACAGGGCCAGCCGCCCCACCAAAGAGAGAGAGGACUCUAUAGCGGAAGCAAGGAGGAAAAACCCUUCCUACGCCUGCUCCUUUCGCAACGGGACCAGCCCUCACGGAGUAUCGGCGGGGCCGGGUGCUAAAAAGGGACACGGUCGGGCGCGGAACGGACUUUGGGGCUACAGCGGCCACUGGCUAACGAAAGCUGACGGCACUCAAGGCCAGAACUCAAAUAACAGUGAUCUUGGCAGCACCAAUAUAUCCUACUCAUCCAGCAGGGAGCUGGCAGCCGCUCCCUCCCCCGGAGCCUUGAAUUACGGGCAAAAAGCAGAGGGGAGGAAGAGGAAGAGUGCCGGCGCUUACGAAGGGAAGACCGGCAACAAGGUGAACCGGCUGGGAGCUGCCGACGGCUUCUUUGGGAACCGGAACGACGGCGAGUCCCAAAGACAGGCCAAGUUGCAUCACUGACACCUGUUUGGUAGAAUGUCGGGUAAUGACCCUCACCACUCAUACCCCCUCGCCCUCUCACACCCUCCCCUCACUGACAGACCCAAUGGGAGCGACGUCUUCCCAUUUAGUUCCGUUCCGGGCGCCACGUUCUGGUCUGCUUUUCACGGUCCCGACUUUGGACGACGUAGACAGGAAAAAACGGAGACGGCGGAGUCCAAAUGUUCAUGAGGAAUUUUUUUUUUCCUUCCAUUUUUCUAGUUCUGGUCAGCUAACAAGGAACUCCUAUAGGACUGGCACGUCAGCUUCGACAAUUUUUUUUUCUUGCUGUGAUGUUUGCUUGACUGCAAACUUUCUCGGUUGGGUUCUAACCAGCUUUCUUGGCCCUCCUUCCCUCCUCCUUUUUUUUUUUUUUUUUUACUCCCCAUUUUAUAUCAAGCCGCUUUUUACGCGGACUCUCCUCGCGGUCUUUUGUCCCGUGUGCAUUGUGUACACCCAGCAUGGCUGUGUUUAAAGUGCUCUUACUGCCCUCGUCCUCCCUCGCAGCAGCUUCCAGCAGUGCCACCCUAGGGCCCCCUUCACAUUAAAAAAACAUCUAUAUUUACAUGAAAAAAAAAAACAUUGAUGCCGUUCAAUGCAUCGUAUUUCAAUAUAGGAGGAAGUGUGAAUGGAGUUAUUUUUUUUAAUUUUAUUUUGGGGUGCCACGUACAUUUAAGGUUGGAGCUGAAGGUAUAAUUGACAUUUUUGAAAUAAUGUUGAAAAUGUGUCCAUAUCUGUUUAUUAUUUUACUUUUUAGUAUUUAUUACGUUCCCCUUUUGUACUGAGCUUCAGGUUUGAAACCAUAAUUUGAACGCCAAUAGCCUGGUAUUGCCUCCCUUCUCCUGAAUUUUAUCAUUUUAUUUCCUAAUAGUUAUCUGUGCUCCGCUCUAAAUAACAGGUCAAGUUCAAGUGCGUCCGUUGACCCUUUUAGCAACACGCGUCUUCAUACAUGCACCAUUUCAACUCAAUUUACUGAAAGAUAAAAAGCUUCCUUUUCACUCGCUCACCGCAUUGCUCAUCGUAAUAAGUGAGAAUACACUAUGAAUGCUUUUGUGGGGAACGCGGGUUUUGUCAUCACGUGACCCGCCUGUCAUACAACAGGUGCUUUUCAAGCAACACUUUGGAGAGUCUGAAUAUCUCUUGACACCUUGGACAAGUGUCUUAUCAGUAUUUCUUUUCUUGUUUCCAUUACAUCUGUGCUCCCCUUUCAACCCUAUUAAAGUUUAUAUACAGUGGAUAGAAAAAGUCUACACACCCUUCUCGGUUUAAUGCCAGGUUUUUGUGGGAAAAAACAAAGAUGAAUCCACUGUUAGUAAGAGGGUGUGCACAAUUUUGCAACCACUUUUUGGUUGUUACUCAGCCUAAUUUUUCCCCUGUUUGAGUUUUACAGGUUGUCACAUAAAUUUUAGCACUUGAACAUGUGGGGUGUGUAGACUUUAAAUAGCUCAUGGGGAAAACCAGGCGUUCUAUUCCAAAAAAAAAAAAUCACAUUCCUGAUUUUGUCACUGGUCUUCCCAUUUUUACCCCACAAAAUGACGGGAUUAAAAUUCUUAUUUUUUGGGGGAAAGAGGAAAAGCUACUGGGCUGGAGAGGUGGCGACUAUGUUCUCAACUACUUCAUAGGAAGCCCGACAUGAGGGCGACAUUGCGACAACGCAGCUAAAAAACAAUGACACCGAUUUUUGGACGUCACUUUCUUCGCUUGUUGUUAACGCUUCCCCCUUCCUCAGUGUUUGCACUUUGUAACAAAAUCUUUAACCAAGUUGUAUUUAUAUAUAUAUUUGACACGUCCAAAGUUUAUAUUUGUACGUCUCUGGCAGUAAAUAAGAAGGCCGCGUUUGGAAAGCGAAACCUCCUCCUGAUACCAGCGCACUGUUUUUUUUUUUUUUUCUUUCAGGAUUGCAAACUGUGCUGAAAGUUGAAUGUCUGCAAACUCGCCUUGGUAUUUUGUUUCACUGCCGUUCGACCGGAAGUUGUUUCGAAACACUUGUUUGAAAAGGAAAAGCUUUUUUUAAUUAAAUAACUAAAGUGUGAA
Molecule: messenger RNA, 4407 nt
Organism: Syngnathus typhle (broad-nosed pipefish)
Lineage: Eukaryota; Metazoa; Chordata; Actinopteri; Syngnathiformes; Syngnathidae
Gene: atxn7l1
Product: ataxin 7-like 1
Exons: 10
Coding region: 466-2355 (629 amino acids)
Source: RefSeq, a predicted model, not a curated record